Molecule: messenger RNA, 1411 nt
Organism: Quercus lobata
Lineage: Eukaryota; Viridiplantae; Streptophyta; Magnoliopsida; Fagales; Fagaceae
Exons: 4
Coding region: 168-1325 (385 amino acids)
Source: RefSeq, a predicted model, not a curated record
AAACAAACCCAUAUCUUUCAAAUUUGAUGUGAUUUUUUUCAAGAAAGCCAUCAAAAUCCAAAAGGCACUGAUCGAGAAAGGAAGAAAGGUCAUAGGAUUUGUUUUCAAGGGUCCUUUUUUGAUCACCAGGUUUUUGUGAUUUUGAGUUCUGUGUUAGCAUAGCAAUCAUGAGAUUCUUAAAGGGUAGUAAGGUGGAGGUACUAAAGAAUGAACAGGUGCCUCCAGGGGAGUGGCAUUGUGCUAAGAUUAUCUCUGGUAAUGGGCACACUUACAGUGUUAUGUACGAAGGUUCUCUCGAAAUUACAGCCGAGGUAGUUGUGGAGAGAGUGCCAAGGAAGGCUAUUAGGCCUUGCCCUCCUCCCAUGGAAACUGUGGAGGAUUGGGCAGUAGGAGAUGUUGCAGAAGCGUUUAACGUUGGUUCUUGGAGAAUGGCUAUGAUUCUGAAGGUUUUGGGUGGGGAUUAUCAUUUGGUUAGGCUAUUGGGAUCUUCUGAGAAGUUCAGAGUUCACAAAUCUAACAUCCGGGUGCGUCAAGUUUGGCAAGAUGACAAAUGGGUUGUGAUCAGAAAGGGUUCUUGUAAUUCUUUGCUUGUGAAGUCCAACAAACCAUCUAGCUUGAACUUUCAUCAGAUGACCUCUGAGUUUCUGCCACGCGAUACAAGGAAAAAGAUGCAGGCAGGAAAUACUUGUUUAGCUGCUCAAGACAAUAUUUGUUUGCAGAAGGCUCAUGUUGUCUCAUCCAGAACAUUGAAGAGAGCGUCCCCUUAUUGCUCUACCCAUACUGAAGCAUAUUCUGGAAAAAUGAGAGGAAUUGAGAAAGAGGGUGAGCGUCAAAGAGUCAUUUCAGAGUCUACAUUCCCCUUGCUGAAAAAGGUAGAUGCUGUAGCUUACCCACAAGCAAAUCUGGGUGAAAAAUACACGCAUGAUUCCUUUAAUAAACAAACAACCGGAUAUUUUGAUUUGGAAAGGGUAAAUCAGAAUGGUUGUAUUUUGAUUUUUCAUGGAAGAAUUUCAGAACCUAUUCAUUGUGAUGGUGAUGCAUCUUCUGUUGGUAGUUGUAGUGUUGUUACUGAUAGUUCAAAUAGGUUGUCAGGUCACAUUUUAUCAUGUCCUCCUCAAGAUGCCAAUACCCUUAAUAGUGAUGCAGAUUCCUGUUAUGAUUGUAGAGAUGAGGAAGGAAGAGGUCCCCUCUCUCUGAAAGAUAAUUUAGCAACAAGCAUCAAUAGAUUAGAGUUGCAUGAUUAUCGCAGCACUCUGGAGGCAAUAUAUGCUUCUGGGCCCUUAAGUUGGGAGCAAGAAGCUCUAUUGACAAAUCUUCGUGUUUGAUUCAAUAUUUCGAAUGAUGAACAUUUGAUGGAGAUAAGAAAUCUAAAAUCAGCUGGGUAUGGUCUUCAUCUUAGUUAAAUUUUUUA